CAGCAAUGAUAUUCCACACCAGCAACAAAAAAGACGAGAGAAAAAACAGUUCAAGAUGGCGAACGAUGCGAGCAAGCUACUGCUAUCUUCACACCAAGAAAAAACCAGUCAUUAUACAUACCUGAAAGAAUUUCGCGUGGAACAAUGCCAAUCGUUUCUGCAGCACAAAUGCAAUCAGCAUCGUCCAUUCGUUUGCUUCAAUUGGCAUUUUCAAAAUCAGCGUCGUCGGCGGCCCGUGCGUAAACGUGAUGGAACAUUUAAUUAUAGUGCUGAUAAUUAUUGCACCAAAUAUGAUGAGACCACAGGCAUUUGUCCCGAAGGCGAUGAAUGCCCUUUUCUACACCGCACAGCCGGCGACACUGAGCGUCGCUAUCAUUUACGCUACUACAAAACGUGCAUGUGCGUACACGAUACGGACAGUCGUGGCUACUGCGUUAAAAAUGGUUUACAUUGCGCCUUUGCACAUGGCAUGCAGGAUCAACGUCCGCCGGUCUAUGACAUUAAAGAGCUGGAAACACUGCAGAAUUCGGAUAUAACGCUGGACGGCACCAAUGCACAAAAUGCUCUGGACAAGGAGCGCAAUCUGAUGAACGAGGAUCCCAAGUGGCAGGAUACCAACUAUGUGCUGGCCAACUACAAAACGGAGCCGUGCAAGCGUCCUCCACGUCUCUGUCGGCAGGGAUACGCUUGUCCACAGUAUCACAACAGCAAGGAUAAGCGUCGCUCGCCACGAAAGUACAAAUACAGGUCCACACCAUGCCCCAAUGUGAAGCAUGGCGAGGAGUGGGGUGAGCCGGGUAACUGUGAGUCCAGCGACAAUUGCCAAUAUUGUCACACACGCACCGAGCAACAGUUCCAUCCGGAAAUCUACAAGUCCACCAAAUGCAACGAUGUCCAACAGGCUGGCUACUGUCCACGCAGCGUCUUCUGCGCCUUUGCCCAUGUGGAACCUUAUGUGGUCAGCGAUCAGAAGAAGCGUGAUCACGAAAUUGCUUUAAGCGAACUCAUUUCCAAUGGCUUGUCCGAUUUGAAGGUGCAGGAUGAGGUCGCUAAUGGCAAGCUGCCACCAGGACUGCUGCAGCUGAGCAAUAAUUUAUUAAAUGAUAUUGAUGGUAAUAAUACCAACAAAAUGUUGGUUGAUGCUUUGGAAAAUACAACAAAUUCCAGCAAAAUCCUAAAUAUCUCAUUACCAAUGGACAGCAUUCCAUGUACUUUGGAUGAUCCACGCGAGAACUCACUGUCGGCAAGUCUGGUCAACAAUAGUUUAUUAACACGUUCCUCGGCGCCAAUUAACAUUCCUAAUACGACACUAAGUAACUCUAUAAACGACUUUAACUCUGGUGGAUUUGCCGUCAACAUUCCCAGCAGCUCGCUCACCUAUAGUCCAACAAAUCAUGCCAAUCUUUUCAGUGUUUAUGGCGGCUCCAAUAAACUGAGCAAUUCUCUGUCGGCAGCCACACAGAACGACAGCAAUAACAUCUUCUUUUCAUCGCGCAUGAUCUCGCCAGUCUUUGGCGAUGGCUUAUCAAUUAGUCCAUCAGUUAGAAUAUCCGAAUUGAACACCAUACGUGAUGACAUUAACAGCAGCUCAGUGGGCAACAGUCUGUUCGAGAACACUCUUAAUACGGCCAAGAAUGCUUUCAGUCUACAAUCGCUACAGUCGCAGAAUAACAGCGAUCUCGGUCGCAUGAACAACGAUUUGCUCACAAAGACAGCACAGGUUCAAAAGUUAUCGGCUCGCCUCGAGGAGCUGAUGUGCAAGCUUAAGAUUGCCGAGCUACAUCGCGACAAGGCCAAGCAGGAGGCCGUAGAGUGGAAAGAGCGCCACGAUUUAGUGCAGAUUCAACUUAAUUUGCCCGGCGAGUUGCGUGAUUUAUCUAUUCAGAAACUAAAGCAAUUGCAGUCGAAGCUGCGCACCGAUUUAGAGGAGGUGGACAAAGUAUUAUAUUUGGAGAAUGCCAAGAAGUGCAUGAAAUGCGAGGAGAACAAUCGCACAGUUACUCUCGAGCCCUGCAAUCACCUAUCCAUUUGCAAUACUUGUGCUGGCUCCGUCACCGAGUGUCCCUACUGUCAGGUACCGGUUAUCACAACCCACACAUAGGACAUGCUUCAAUUGCAACAGGAUUAUCGUUGGGUCAUCGGACCCGAUUGAUUUGGCGCGAGAGAAAAGAAAACCAACCUACACACUUUAAUCGUAAGCCAAAUGUUGAUCGACUAGCAAAUAUGUCAGGCUGGGCAUAUCGCGCAGAGCUUACAUAUAUAUUUGAAUAAUAUGUAUGUGGAUAAUUCAUUCAUACUAAUAUAAUUUAUAUUUAUCUAUAUGCAAAUUAAUUAUCUUGGAUAUUAGCAAUUACUAGGCACAAAAUAUGUAAUUCAUUACUUAGCAAGCUGAUAUGCAUUUCUUGAAUAUUACACCACACACAUUUUUAUUUUGUUUUCGGAUACCACAAGAAUUAUUAACAUAUUUAAUUUUGUGUUAGUCUUAAAAUUGUAUUCUUUUUUAUUUUACUUUUACAUUUUUUUUUUAAUCUAUGCUCUCAUGACAUUUUAUUAUGUACAAAUCGAAUUUCACAAUGGAUUUUCUGUUAAAUGUUUCUGUCACUUGCAGUCACUAUUCACUAGUAUUAAUAUAAACAAUUACCAAUUUUUAUAACAUUAUAAACAGAUACAGAAGAAUAUUGUAUAAUUUUUCUAGCCACUUUUAGUAAUUGACUAUAAACAAUUUUUAAACUACAAACAAUACGACUAACAACCACCAGUGAUUUUUAUAAGCCGAUAUUCAAACUGCAGAUACUGAUUCAUACUGAGAUAUGUAUUAAUAUGUUUUUUUUUUCUUAGAUAUUUUCAAAUGCUAAUUAAAUGAAAUUGAAUUGAAUUGAAUUAAGAGAGAUCUCGGAGCAAAGUACGAAUUUUAUUGACUUUGUCGAUGGAUCCUUUGAAUGACUUAAAAAAAAAUCAAAGCUACAUACUUUUUUGGCCGCACAAAAUAAUCAUAAUUCUAAGAACUAUAAUAAAUAGCUAUUAUACCCAUAUAUUAUUUUUUUCAUUGAAUUCUGCAUUCAGCAAACAUUUGUAAUACAAAACAAACAAACUAUACAAAUUGGAAAAUGUUUCAAUCAUUUUGGUGUAUUUUACUUUUAUACUCUACUAGUUUAUUAUGUGAUUUUGUUAGUGCUCUAAGUACAAUUCAUGCUACAAACAUAUUUUUAAACUUAAAUAUAUACAUUAUCUUUAUUUUUUUUUUUGUAUAAAAUGAAAAGCUUCCAAUUUAAAGCCGGUCAUAAAGUAGUUAAACAAUGUGAAGUCAAGAGAAAUACGAAACGGUAUAUGAAUGGCCAAUAAAUGCGGUACAAGAAUACAUAUAUAUAUUUAUAUAUAUAUACAACAAAUGAAAGCGUGUGAUGAAUAAGAUUAAACAAUAAUCGUAACACAAGACAGCGAAUACAAAUAGAAAACAGUCGAUGUUAAAUGUUAAACGAAGCUAAAGUAAAAACCGUCUUCAACAUUUUUUUGCGCAAAUUAAAAACAAAACAAAAAAAAAGAUAAAUAGGAACGGCAAACGUAUGGUAGCUUAUGAAGAUAACGAAAGUUGAGCAUAUAUAUUUAAUAUAAUGAACUCUAAACGUAUUAAUAGUUAUUAAACUAAUGGCGGAAACAAGUUGGAUCACUUAGGGCAUGAAAGUAAACUAUUUAAGCAAGAAUUUCAGAAGCAGAAACUUAGGCAUUUAUUGAACAUAAUUAACAAAUUAAUAAAAGUGAAUAAUAAAUUGAUCAAUAUAUAGGUAUACACAUACAAAAUAAAUCUAUAUAUAUACAUACAUAUAUAUUAUUGAAAAACAUAUGAGAAUAUAUUUUAUAGCUAACUAGCUAAGCGGCGCAAAGGCUUUUGUGUGUAUGUAGUAGCCAAAAAAAAAAAAAAACAAAUUAAUAAUGAAAAAACAUUCAAAAUAAUAAAUGAAAUAAACUAAACAAUAAUUAAAUGUGCAUGUUAAUGUGUGUUAAAAUUAAAUGCUUUAAUAUUAUAGCGCUACCGUAAAAUGCAACAACAACAAAUUAUAAAACUAUGAAUAAUGAAAAAGUUUAAAGCAAUUUGCAAUUGAUAAUGAAAAUUCUAAAAAAAAAAACAAACACGCGAUUACAAAUUGGUUUUAUAAUGGAGCUGUUGAGUGUCGACUAAAAUCUAAUGCUUAUACUAAAUAGCUCUCACUCUAUCUUUCAAAGUAAAACUAAGCGAAAACUAUAGUAUAACCCUAUAAACUCUGAAUAUUUGGGCACAAAGUAUAUACAAACAUAUAGCAAUAAAAAUAAAACACAAUCUAAAUCUUAUCUAGAAGCACAAAAACAAUGAAAAAGAAAAAGAAACACUUUCCAAACAAGAAGAAAAGAAUCAUUUAUUGACAAUUCAAAUGAACAAAAUGAAAUACAACUGCUAAAAACUGAUAAAUCAUGAAAACUGACAAACUGAAGACAUAUAUACACACACAAUUGUAUGGGAAAUGUAUGUAUUUUGUAUACGCUACUGUAAGAGUGAUCUUUAUGUGAUUUUGAAACUACUUGAAUAUGUGAUCCAGAAAUAUAUGAAAAAAACAAAACAAAACAAAAAAAAAAAAGAAUCAACAACAAAAA
This is a messenger RNA of Drosophila sulfurigaster albostrigata, 4626 nucleotides long. It is a transcript of the gene unk, whose product is annotated as RING finger protein unkempt. NCBI's taxonomy places the organism in Eukaryota, Metazoa, Arthropoda, Insecta, Diptera, Drosophilidae. Gene Ontology annotation, molecular function: metal ion binding. The record is from RefSeq and is a predicted model, not a curated record. The coding region runs from base 56 to 2101 and encodes 681 amino acids. The transcript has 9 exons.